AAGGCCUCUCGCACAAAUGCUACCACUGGACCUGGAUUACUGUGUACACUACCACCAACAUGCAACCCACCUCACAACACUCCUACCCCACUCUCCAACUCUCGCGAUCUGGAGAUCCACUACGGAAAAUACCAUGCUCAUGUGUGCGAACAGCCUGGGUGCGGAUUCGUCUUUCCCGACGCGCGCCUACUAGAACUUCACCAAACGGAAUGUCAUGAUCCACUUGCAGCGCUGCGAAAAGAGCGGGGUGAAAAGAUUUUUGCGUGCCACCUUGCAUCGUGCCCACGCAAGUUUUUAACCCCCAAAGCAAGGCGGUUGCAUCUUAUCCAAGCUCAUUCAUACCCAAGGGAAUAUUUCUUUGCUGUCACUAACAAGGGGGUUGGUGGACUGUUGAAACGAUGGGGGGACGGUGCGAGUAUGAUACGGGGGAAGUGGAAACCAAGGGAAAGCAAAGAAGAUGAGGGAAUACCCGAUAGUGAAGAAGGUGAAGACGAAAUGGAGUUAGACGGAGACUCAGAAGAAGAAGAGGCGGAGGAGGAGGAGGAGGAGGAGGAGGACGAAGGAGAGAGUGAUUAUGAGGGAGAUGCAACGCCCAAAGUCAGCCAACUUCAUGAUUUUGAUGUGGCUUCGUCUGCGACAACUCCGAGGAUGGCGACCGCGCAGUCUCCGAGACAGAGUGUUGCGCAGCAAUCGUCUGCGGAAGUGGAGAAGCUUGCGCAAUCGAUGACCUCGCUUUCGUUAGUACCAUCGUCGAUCAGGUUUGGGCGUGGAGGGAAGAAUGGUGGAUUU
This is a messenger RNA of Pisolithus orientalis, 789 nucleotides long. RefSeq lists its product as uncharacterized. The annotation marks the transcript as partial. The record is from RefSeq and is a predicted model, not a curated record. The transcript is spliced from 3 exons. NCBI's taxonomy places the organism in Eukaryota, Fungi, Basidiomycota, Agaricomycetes, Boletales, Pisolithaceae.